Molecule: messenger RNA, 708 nt
Organism: Perkinsus marinus ATCC 50983
Lineage: Eukaryota; Perkinsozoa; Perkinsida; Perkinsidae
Product: amino acid transporter, putative
Exons: 1
Coding region: 1-708 (235 amino acids)
Biological process (GO): amino acid transmembrane transport
Molecular function (GO): amino acid transmembrane transporter activity
Source: RefSeq, a predicted model, not a curated record
AUGUCAUCACAGAGUAGUGUUCAAGAGUCUGGUGCUACAGCGGACCCUAGCAGGGCUAUGAAAGGUCCGAUCUGUCAAGCAUCCCAUGAGCAUGAUUGGUACGACGUUCUUCUCCUCAACAGGAUAGUCUCCUCGGCACUGGCCACCUACAUUUUCCUCUUACCCUUGUCGCUCUUCGAACGCAUUAAUAACGUUCGGUGGAUCAGCUUCUCCGGGGUCUUGUCUGUUAUUUUCCUCGCUGUUUGUAUCGUCUAUUUGCUCAUCAAGCAUGGUGUCUUCUCCAGCCCUGUGAACACCGUUCCGACGUACCUCUGGCCCAGUAGAGGCCUCACAGGCGUGAUCAGUGCGGCAUCAGCCUAUAUCUUCGCCUAUGUCUGCCAAGUGAAUGUUCCCCACAUAUACUGCGAGAUGGACCCCUCCAAUGAGAAGCACCUCCGCCACAUCUCUUUCGCGUCGGUCGUUCUUUGCUUCGUGGUGUAUGUCGCCGUUGGAACUUGUGGGUUUUUGACAUACGGGAGCAUCACGAAAGCGAGUGUCGUCCAGAGCAUACGAGAGGACUUUCUUCACGGCAACAGCUUCGUCACUGUUGCUUUCAUCCUCAUGGGUAUUGCAGUAUUGGCUGCAUCCCCCCUCAAUAUCUACCCCUUAAGGGCAGCUAUGAUUGAUACCAUCAAGGGCAUCCCUGGUCGUACCAAACUUAAUCGAUAG